AGGUUCGCAUCUCCUCACGUCAAAAUGGCUGAAUAUUUAGCUUCCAUUUUUGGCACUGAAAAAGACAAAGUCAACUGCUCCUUCUACUUCAAGAUUGGAGCAUGUCGUCAUGGAGACCGGUGUUCCCGCCUCCACAACAAACCGACUUUCAGUCAAACUAUCGUGAUCCAGAACAUCUACCACAAUCCGGCUAACACAGCACAAUCGGCUGAAGGAGGUGCUGCUGUUGGAAUAGCUGACCAAUCUAACCUGAGUGAUGUGGAGGUGCAGCAGCACUUUGAUGAUUUCUUUGAGGAGGUCUUCGCUGAGAUGGAGCAGAAGUACGGUGAGAUCGAGGAGAUGAACGUCUGUGACAACCUUGGUGAUCAUCUGGUCGGCAACGUCUAUGUCAAGUUCCGCUAUGAGGAAGAUGCAGAGAAAGCAGUAGAGGAUUUGAAUAAUCGCUGGUUUAACCGUCAGCCAAUCAGAGCUGAGCUCUCACCGGUCACAGAUUUCAGAGAAGCCUGCUGUCGUCAGUACGAGAUGGGUGAAUGUACACGUGGUGGAUUCUGUAACUUCAUGCACCUCAAACCCAUCUCCAGGGAACUCCGAAGAGAGCUCUACGGCCGCCGCAAACGCAAGAAGCGCAGCAGCCGUAGCAAGUCCACAUCACCCGGACCCCGCGACAACAAGCGCCGAUCGCGAUCCCGUAGUCGCAGCCGAGGAAAGGACGAUAGACACAGAGAGAGGGAGCGCUCCGGACGUUUUUAAGAUUUGGGCCAAUUUAACUGUGGAGUCUUGAUAUGAUACAUGGUCGCUAUGUCAGUAAGCCUUCCUGCAGGCAAUAUACAGUGGACAAUGUAACCUGUAUAUUGUCUGUUUGGAGUCAGAAAGAUAUUAACUUCUAUACUUUAACAUAGAGUUAACGC
Molecule: messenger RNA, 908 nt
Organism: Strongylocentrotus purpuratus (purple sea urchin)
Lineage: Eukaryota; Metazoa; Echinodermata; Echinoidea; Camarodonta; Strongylocentrotidae
Product: splicing factor U2AF 35 kDa subunit
Exons: 5
Coding region: 25-750 (241 amino acids)
Biological process (GO): mRNA splicing, via spliceosome
Cellular component (GO): spliceosomal complex; U2AF complex
Molecular function (GO): metal ion binding; pre-mRNA 3'-splice site binding
Source: RefSeq, a predicted model, not a curated record